CUGGGCUUCCCCAUGCCGAGUGCUGCAUGCGGCACAUGUUGUUGAUGAAUAUUGACAUUGUACGUGUUGGAAUUAGUCACCAACUAUUGGUCUUUACACCACCCAGUCACAGACGCUUGAUUCCAGCAGUUUGAACCAUUAAAUACUGUCUUAGUUUAAUGCGUGUGAGAAGGACUGGUACUAAGUCACGUGCUUGUGCUAUUGAAAUUUGUGCUUUAAUCGCUUGGCCAGGUCUCUUGCGGUGCCACACAGUUCCUGGUAUUCCUCGGGGUAGCGGCAGUGUUCCUGCAGGAAGUGUCGUUCUGUCAGGUCAUAAACUUUGCCAGCAUUUUGUUCUGCCAUUUCGUGAUGCAGUCCCACCGCAGGAAGCUUCACUAACCUGUCACGUCAGACAAGUCACAUGACCAAUCACAGAGGAAGUACCGAGCAUCAGCUGGGUUCCUCCAGAGAGCAGGGAGGGACGCACUCAACACCACCCCAUUGAUUAGGUUGAGGAUAAUGGAUGAUUCCAUAUUAACAGCAGGAUGAUUGAGCUACUUCCUGUGGAAGUAGUAUGGAUUCUGGGAGUUUUUCUGCAUAUGGUGAUAGGUGAUGGUGACAAAUGUGAAUACCAUUUUUCCUACAAGAAACAGAUGUCGGGUAACUUCAAGUCCCCGAAGUUUCCCAAGUUUUACCCCGAGCUGAUCACAUGUCACUACUACUUUGAUGCUGCCACAGAUGGUCGGAUACAAAUAGAUUUUGAUGUCUUUGAACUGGAGCCCAUGGCUAAAGAUGACACGGCGUGUCGGUUCGACUACGUAGACAUCUUCAGUGUUGAUCGGAUGGGCUAUAAGACUCUGCUGAGCCGGUUCUGUGGCUCAGAAAAGCCGGAAGCCAUCACCUCGAUCCAGUCCCGGCUGGAGAUCAUCUUCGUGUCAGACUACACCAAAACGGCUAAUGGCUUCCUCGGCCAGUACACCUUCCUUGAUGACACAUGGCAGCCAUUUGGUCCCCCCACUCAGGGUUGUGGGAGUGAAACCCUGACAGGAGCUGGGGGGGUGAUAUCAUCCCCCAACUUCCCCAGUCCCUUCCCUGGCAACACCAAGUGCACAUGGCUUAUUAAGGUCAAGGAGGGAUAUCAGAUUUUCAUACACCAUCUCGCAUUAGAUAUAGGAGAAAGUGCUCAGUGUGAUGAGAAGCACCUGCUCAUCUACAACGGGUUCGCCACCCCGGACAUGGUUCCCGAGGAGAGACUCUGUGGCCAGCUGCACAGCUACCACCCCAGCAUGAAGGAGUUCCUCUCAUCAUCCUCCAGGGUUGUGAUCAGGUUUAUUUCCACAUCUGCUAACACGGAGCGGAGUAAAGGUUUUCAGCUGGUUUGGUCGGCGGUCAGACUGCCAGAGGAUGGUACGUGCGCCCAGUUCACGUGCGCAGGCGGCCAGCACUGCUACGAGCCGGCGAUCUGCAUGCCGCUGGAGCGGUACUGUAUUGACGAGUCGCUGCACUGUGACGGGGUUCCCAACUGUGGACCAUUUGAUGACAGUGAUGAGAGAAAAUGCUUGCGUGAGAUCCUUAUAGUGGCAGCGUGUAUUGGUUUCCCGAGUUUCGCCAUCAUAGGGCUCAUAGUUACCGUGGUUUACUGUUACCGGACGAAACGGGUGAAGAAGUCCAUGUCGCAGGAACAGCCGCUAGCCAACAAGAAGCUGUCAUCACGUGACUCGAUGACGCCCACACGCAGCCAGUGCAUGAUGCACACGAGUUUCAUCGACGGUAAACCGAUAGAGGAGAGAAACUUUGACAGGGCGGACAAUGGAACUUUGCCCGUUCAUAUUGAACCCCUGAAAACUCAUCAAAAGCGUGCCUCCUAUCAUAUGAUGAAACAGAAUGAUCUGGAAGACGGUGGUGGACUCCAAGUGAUUCGUGAGAAUACUCUAUAACACAAAGCCUGCUUUUCACCCAUUCAUCUAGUCGAGGUUCAUUUGCAUUGUGCUUCCUUAGCAAAAUGGCUGCACAUAAAGAAUUCUAGAAUAUGUCAGAGUGGACAGUAUUUUCUCACAAUAAAUGUACUGUGCUCUAA
This is a messenger RNA of Gigantopelta aegis, 2056 nucleotides long. Its product is annotated as membrane frizzled-related protein-like. Lineage: Eukaryota; Metazoa; Mollusca; Gastropoda; Neomphalida; Peltospiridae. Bases 525 to 1916 code for a protein of 463 amino acids. The transcript has 11 exons. The record is from RefSeq and is a predicted model, not a curated record. Gene Ontology annotation, molecular function: protein binding.